AUGAUUUUCUACUUCCUGCGCGGCUCGCUUCCCUGGUCGGGUCUCGAGGCCAAGUCACAGGAGGAGAAGUACCGGAAGAUUCGCGAGGUGAAGGAGACGUUCCCCAUUGAGCAGCUUUGCGAGGGACACCCGCAGCACUUCGCCAAGUACUUGGAGCAAGCUCGGAAUCUGAAGUAUACCGAACGACCAGACUACGCCGGCAUGAGGAAAAUGUUCGCGUCGCUGAGGGCCGAGAUCGGGCCUAGCGAGGAUCACGACUUCGAGUUCCUGCGUGGGAAAGAUACUGGUCCGCUGGAACCGCUCCAAAUCGAUGACAGCAUAGAGCAGCCAGAUGACAAGGUCCAGAAGGCUGCAUCUGGUCAAAGUUCCUGCUGCGCGAUCUCCUGA
This is a messenger RNA of Symbiodinium necroappetens, 387 nucleotides long. Lineage: Eukaryota; Dinophyceae; Suessiales; Symbiodiniaceae. The record is from the annotation of a GenBank genome assembly.